AUGAUAAGCUUUGGGACCCACAGAAAAGCCGAAGUACGAGGGGAAGCGGCUGAAGCGCAGAAGGGGCCACUUGCUCACCCUCCACGAACUUCCCUCAAACUUGGAUUCCCACGGGAAAGCCGGAGUGGGCGGGGGCUCGGGAGCGUUCCGAGGGGUCCGAGCAGCCCCGAUGUCCUCCAGGGUAAGGAUGCCCCCCCUGCUCAGUGCCCGGCCAACCGCGGGAGCCCAAAGCAGACUCCGCCAAAGAAGCGCCCGCUGGGGAGCCCGCCUGGGAGCAUCGGGCCGGCUGCUGCCCCGAGUGGGACCAUGGGAGCCAGAAAGCUGAGGGGCACAGGAGACAGAGGACUCCGAAUGCCGGGCCAAGGCUUUGCUGUCCGCCCUGGAGGUGAUGCCAGCCCUUUGGAGUUCAUUCAGCUUCUGAAGGCCAUCGCUGAAAAUGAAAUGCGAUUACCUUUCUCCUCAACCUGGGUCAGACCCACCUGGUGGGGGCUGGGGCCAUUCUGUGGAGUUGGACCUUGCGGCCGCCCCGGCCGCUGCUGCCUUCUGGGCCUCCUCUGGGCACUCUUCCUGAGCCCGCGCGGCGCCCCGGGGCUCCCCGGUCCCCCUGCCCGCCUGCCUCUGCCCGGCCCCCUGCCCCACGUGGAGAAGUACGAGGUUGUGUAUCCGCUGAGGGUUCCUGGCGCCCGGGCCCGGAGGGACCUGUCCCCGGCUCCGUACCCAGAAAGCCUGCGCUACGUCCUGGCCCUGGCCGGCCGCAACGUCACCCUCCGCCUGCGCAGGAACAGGGACCUGAUGGGGGCCAGCUACACCGAGACGUACACCCUGGCCAACGGCACUGAAGUCACCAAGCGGGCCGCCCGGCAGGACCAUUGCUUCUACCAGGGCCACGUGGAAGGGCACAAGGACUCGGCGGCCAGUAUCAGUGCCUGCCACGGGAUCAGGGGAUUCUUCCGGACGGGAGCCACGGCCCAUGUCAUCGAGCCCCUAGAGGAGGAGGGCGGCGGGCAUGCCGUCUACAGGGCGGAGCAGCUUGUGCGGAAGCUGGUGACCUGCGGGGUCAGCAACAGCACCCUGGAGGAUCUGGAACCCAGGAUGUCUGCGGCCCAAAAGCCCAGGAACUGGAAAUCCGCCUCAAAGGAAACUCGCUAUGUGGAGCUCUACGUGGUUGUGGAUCACACCGAGUACAGGAAGUACAGGAACCGAGAGGACAUUCGGAGCCGCGUGAAAGAGAUUGUAAAUCACGUGGACAAGCUCUAUCAGAAGCUCCGUUUCCGAGUGGUUCUCAUCGGCCUGGAGAUAUGGGACCGGCAGGACAAGGCCCAGAUCAGCAGCAGCCCUGAGGACACGCUGGAAAACUUCCUCAGGUGGCGGAGUCGGGAGCUCGUCCCCUGGAAGAAGCAUGACAACGCCCAGCUGAUCACGGGCGUGGAUUUCGAGCACACGACGGUGGGGCUGGCCAAGGUGGCCUCCAUGUGCACCCUGAGUUCCGGGGCUGUGAACCAGGACCACCACGAAAACCCCGUCGGCGUCGCAUCCACCAUGGCUCACGAGAUGGGCCACAACCUGGGCAUGGACCACGACGAGAACGUCCCCGGCUGCUACUGCCAGGAGCACAGACAGAAUGGCGGCUGCAUCAUGGCGGCCAGCCUCAGCUCCGUCUUCCCCAAGACGUUCAGCUCCUGCAGCCGCAACAACCUGGAGAACUUCGUGGGGAGCAACAUCUUCCAGGCCAGCUGCCUGAACAACCCCCCGAGGCUGGAGGACAUCUACGGGGGCCCGGCCUGCGGCAACGGCUUCGUGGAGCUGGGCGAGGAGUGCGACUGCGGCUCCCCAGAGGACUGCACCAAUCGCUGCUGUAACGCCACCACGUGCAGACUGAGCCCGGGAGCCACGUGUGCGCAGGGAGAGUGUUGCCACGAGUGCCAGGUUUGCAACCACAAGAGGGAAUGCCAUUGUCAGCCGGGCUGGGCUCCCCCUUACUGCCAACAGAGAGUGACUGAUGCGACCUCAGACCACCGUCCACAGCCCGAGUCGCCCACCGUGAGCCUCCCUGUUUCAGAACGCAGUUGUCUGACCCCCACCCCUGCAGAGACGACUGGGGCCUCCGGGGUGCUGGUGGGGAUUCUGGUGCCCCUGACUGUGCUCGCCAUCCUGCUCAUCGUGGCCUUCGUCCUCUACAAGCGGCGGGUGCUUCCCCCUUUCCAGAAAAGGAAAAUGGUGACGGAAGCCCCUUCCGGCCUCUCCAACCCCUUGUUCCGAGAAGCUGGCAGCAGGGCUCCCCGCCCAGCCUCUGCUGCCCCUGCUGCCCCCCGCCCCAAGCCUGGGGUCCCUAGACAGCCACCCUUGGCGCCUCCUGCGGCGCUUCGGCCCGAGGCCCCCUUUCAGGUGCCCGUCUAUACCAGGCAGAUCCCUCCACAGAACAAGCCCGCACCACCCAGCAAGCCGCUGCCAGAGCUGAAGCCCAAGCAGGUGCUCAAGCCAACUUCUGCUCCUCCGCCGCCGCCCGUAAAACCUCCGGCUGGGCCCGCUCAGGGAGCGGGUCCCAAGGUGGCUCUGAAGCCGCCAGUGCAGCGCAGGUGACUGCCCACCGGCACCCGGAGACCGGGGAGUCUGCUCGUUGCUUUGAUGGUCCCCAUCCUGCCGUCCGGGACCGUGCUUGAUGUCGCAACCAGUCAUCCGCAGUGCAGGGGAGGAAGGAGCUGGGAUGGCCGAUCUGGGCCCCCAGGGCUGGGCCCGGACUUUGUCUGUCUUUGGAGAGCCGAGACCUCCCCUGAGCAGGCCCUGACCUUCUGCCUCUGAGGGCCUUUCCCCUCUGCACCUCUGGCCCCCGGCUGCCCGCAGGAACAGUGAGCCCCAGUCCAGGCAGCGGAACAACCAAGGGAAUCUGUGAAACCUCCGCUUCCUCCCACAAGGGCAGCCUUGCUCUUGGGCGGGAUGGACGUCUCUCAGGGACAAUGACUUCAGCCCGGUCGUUUCGAGCGGGCCCCCAAAGGUUGCCUUUUCCACAGCCGCUGGGCGUUCGGGGACAGCUCAGCCCCCCAAGGCCAGCGCAGGUACCCUGGCCAUCGGGACAUAUCCAGCCGCCCCCCCCCCCCCCCCCCCCCCCCCCCCCCCCCCAGCCCGACCUCACCGUGGGGCCGGACUCGCUCGCGGCAUGGCCCGAGGCCUCAGCCUCGCUGGGACCCCCCCAUGCCCCGGCCCACGGGCUGCGCCCUCUGCUCAUCUCAGGUUUGGGGGUCACUGUGUCUGCUGCUCCCUCAAGACUGCAGGCGCUUUUCUGAUCCGUUUCCAUUGCUAAAAGUGCUGCAUUUUGUCUAUUCUAUGGGAGGAUCUUUGGGAUAAUGGGAAAAUGCCCUGAAUAUUUUUAUAAUAUUGAAAACUCCUUCUUUGUGUAAUCGUCUGUUGUUAUGGGGCUCUAUGCAGGGCAGGGUUUGUUGUUUCGAUCACACUUACAGAUUGUUUUUGUAAAAAUAAAACACGUGAAGGGA
Molecule: messenger RNA, 3488 nt
Organism: Sarcophilus harrisii (Tasmanian devil)
Lineage: Eukaryota; Metazoa; Chordata; Mammalia; Dasyuromorphia; Dasyuridae
Gene: ADAM8
Product: ADAM metallopeptidase domain 8
Biological process (GO): positive regulation of cellular extravasation; proteolysis; inflammatory response
Molecular function (GO): metalloendopeptidase activity; cell adhesion molecule binding
Source: RefSeq, a predicted model, not a curated record